Polypterus senegalus (gray bichir) is the source of this 1064-nucleotide messenger RNA. Its product is annotated as protein mono-ADP-ribosyltransferase TIPARP-like. The coding region runs from base 237 to 1064 and encodes 275 amino acids. NCBI's taxonomy places the organism in Eukaryota, Metazoa, Chordata, Cladistia, Polypteriformes, Polypteridae. The record is from RefSeq and is a predicted model, not a curated record. Gene Ontology annotation, molecular function: metal ion binding. The transcript has 2 exons.
CAACAGCUGGGAGCCGCAACCCCCACGGAAAGGGGCCGUAUUACGUGCUUGCAGGCUGCGGCUACGAAGGUUUGUCACACAGGCAGAAAGCAGAGCGGCUAGAAGUUCUCACGGAUUCACCGUCACGCAGGAGAACAUAAGGAAAAAAGGGGGCUUCAUGAUCCGACUAGUCGUGCGCUGUGCCAAAGACAGGGAAACCUGAACCUGCCCCCAGAGGUUUUGAAAGGUUCCGCCAAAUGGAGAAAACUUUGCGUCUUCUGCAGACUGGCUUAAAAGGCGCUGGCCAAGUGCUGGGCGACCCGACGCUGGAUCUGAACAGUCCAACGGCAGCCAGCGGUGAAAUCACCAAGCAGAUGAGCUUGGCGGAUAAAAUCCCCCUGGUCAAGCCUUACCUGAAAAAGAAACACGCGCCCAGGAAGCUGGAUGCCAAGUGUCUACGUGCACUGGACCCCAUUCUUACCAGUCUAUUUAGCUCUGAAAACCUAGGCGCCUGCGAUGGCGUCUUUGUCUCCAGGAACCAAACCGGCAGCCGGAGGAAUUUGUGUGAGGCUGCGGUGGCCAAGCAGAUCUGCCUAAAAAGAGACGGAGUGCCCGAUUUGAUGGGCGACCACGGUGUUGAACUCGUGGAAGGGGAACAGAAAGCCAGUUCCCUCCAGACGGGUCCCAAAGACAGCUCCUUUCCCCUCCCAGCCAGCGGUCCAGAACAGACGAGCGGAAUGUACCCAUUCGCACCAAUAGAGACGGACAACAGUAAUCACUUGCACACGGGGCUCUUUCAGGAUAAAAGCGAAGAAGCCUCUUUGGAUCUCGUGUUUGAACUUUUAACCCAGCUGCAGUAUCACACUCACCAGGGCGACGGUAUCCCGAUCUGCGUGGAUUUCCUGCAGGGGGGCUGCGCCUUUGGCAGCGACUGUCCCAAACACCACACCGCGCUCCCAUACCACUGGCAGGUGAGGAGGAGCAGCACUCAGGUGUGGCAGAGUGUAGUGGAAGACUCCCAGGAACAGCUGGAACGGCUUUAUUGCAACCCCGACAACGAACAGAUAAGGCUUAAAUAUAAGUGA